Molecule: messenger RNA, 1140 nt
Organism: Microdochium trichocladiopsis
Lineage: Eukaryota; Fungi; Ascomycota; Sordariomycetes; Xylariales; Microdochiaceae
Exons: 2
Coding region: 1-1140 (379 amino acids)
Source: RefSeq, a predicted model, not a curated record
AUGGCGAAUACCACCUUCUUCAUCAGCUGGCAGCUCUGGCUCCAGCUCACCUUUUGCUUGGGCUCGGCUAUUUUCUUGGUCUUUCUGGCUGGUCUUGUCAAGCUUUUUUUCAAGAACAGGCUAGUGCGCAAGCAUACAGUGCUCGACGAGGAGAAGAGGGCACGACAGUCGGAGAUGCAGAGCACCGGCCUCCCUCUUCCCCGCAAAUUCGACAUUCCAUUCGGCGUACGAGCUAUUCAAAGUGGCGUAGAAGUCGACGGUAUUUGGAUCUCGCGGCCUAACACGCCUGCCGACUCUGAUGGUCCCAGCAAGACUCACUCGAUUCACACAGAGCCCAAAGGCAAGGAAAGGACACGCACAAGCCAGGCUACCCGACAGCCGACCAAGUCGUCUGUGGACCGCCCUGAGUCGGUACGCAGUAGCCCUCGCCUCAACUCUGCUUCUGGACAAGUGUCACCCACAGAGGUGCGAAUGCCUUCGACUGGCGCUCCGGCAACAUACAAGCCAAGACAGUCGACACGAUCAGGAUCGGGACGCGUGAGUGGUACCGAAGGCAAGGUGGAAGCGCUUGAUGAUCUCGAAGGGAGGCGUGCAGCGCUGCCGAAGCUGGACACCUACGUGCCAUCCACAUCAGCUGGACGUACUCCUCACAUCAGCUCGUUGUAUUCUCCGGCUCACGAUCGCCGGGACUCCAGCUCCUCGGACGAGAACCCCGGAAAACAGUUCACCAGGCCGUCGAGGAUACAAACCACUGACACCCCGUCACGGAAGCGUAGUCCCUUCGAGGACCCCGAAUCGGCUUCCCCCACCAUGGACUUCCUCGAGGAUGGAGGCUAUUUUGCUCCGAGUGCUAUGGCGCAGCGCAACCCUUUUAUCGCAUCGACUUACGAGCCGAGUCCACGCCCCGACAGGCAGAACCCUCCUUCGCGGCAGCGCCGGUCCAAUGAUGCUACCGAAUCUGCUCGUGGCAGACGCCCGUCACAAUCGGGAAGCGUCCAUGCCAACACACAAUCUAGGAGGGUGAACGCGGGCUUCGAGGUCUUGCCCGCUGGUACCUUCAGUCGGACGAACAGCGACAUGGAUCUCGAGGCUCAAGCACCACGGGGAUCUACCCGGUUGCAGAGGAAGACUCGAGAUUAA